UGAAUUAUUAUGCAGAAAAGAAUAAUUUAUUAUAAUUAAUGUAGAAAAAUAAUUAUCUUAAUAUGAUAGUUUGAAUGCGUGAUAACAGCAGAUUUUAUAAAGAUAAGAUAUAAUUCGAGAAAUUUGAUAUUAAUUUUUCAAUCAAUAAAAUGUGAAGUAGGAAAUAACAUAUAACACAAUGGAAAAUAAAACAGAUAUUUUUAAUGAUCAAAGUGAAGACAAUGAGACUCAAUAUAUUAAUAGUGAAAGAUACAAUGAUGCCAAUGAAAGACAACAUUUUUUGCUUCCUAAUACAUAUUCACAUUCGCCAAAAAUACCAAUAGAAUAUAUUAAAAGAACAAAUAUAAAACGAUACAAUCCAGCUUUAAGAAAUCUUAUACCAAUACGUCGCAAAAAUAAAAAUAAGGAAUGUACGCCAGCAGAUAAUGCUGGUUUGUUUUCAUAUAUUUUUUACACAUGGUUAACACCAUAUAUAUGGAAAGCAUACAAAAAUGGUAUUGACUUUACGAAUAUUCCAUAUAUUUCUACUUAUGAAAGUUCUAAAUAUAAUACUCAUAGAUUAGAAAUACUUUGGCAAGAAGAAUUAAAUAAACAUGGUUCAUAUUUAGCAUCAUUUCCAAAUGUAGCUUGGAAAUUUGUGAGAACAAGAAUAUGUAUAGCUGGAUUUUUAUUAAGUUGUUCUACAAUUUGUGGAUUUAUUAGUUCUAUGAUACUAAUGAAAAAAAUACUAGAAUAUGUUCAAUCACCAGAAGAAAAUAUAUGGAUAGGUAUAAAAUGGGCACUGUUAUUAACAUGUUGUGAUUUUUUGCGAUUAAUAUUUUUUAACUGGACUUGGAAUACUAAUAUUAGAACAGCAUUAAGAUUAAAGAGUGCUUGUACAACUCUUUUAUAUAAAAAAAUUAUUAGACUGAAUAAUCUUGGAAAUAAAAGUACAGGAGAAAUGAUUAAUUUAUUUACAAAUGAUAGUCAAAGACUUUUUGAUGUUGUCAUUUAUGGACCUAUGAUAUUUAGUGGUCCAAUAAUUAUUAUUUGUGGUAUAAUUUAUAUACUUUGGGUAUUUAGUCCAAUAGCUCUUUAUGGAAUAUUUACUUUUCUUGUAUUUUAUCCUUGCCAGUAUCUUCUAUCCCGUGCAGUUGGAUAUUUUCGUUCGAAAACAGUUAUUAUUACAGAUACACGUGUAAAAUUAAUGAAUGAAAUCUUAGAAUGUAUAAAAUUAAUUAAAAUGUAUUCAUGGGAGAAAUAUUUUAAUCAUAAACUCCUUGAUAUACGAAAGAAAGAGGAAUAUUGGUUGCAUAAAACUGUAUAUUUCCAAAGUCUUGCUAUUUCUUUAACACCAGCUAUACCUGCAAUAUCUGCAAUUGUUACAUUUCUAGCACAUUUAUCUUCAGGCAGUAAUUUAAUUGCUUCUCAGGCUUUUCCAAUUACAACAUUUUUCGGAAAUAUGUUGAGAAUGGCACUCUCUUCCCUUAAGGAUUCUACACGACAUUUUAUCGACGCUCAUAUUGCUCUUAGAAGAAUUAAGGUAUUUCCUUUUGUAACAUUGCUCAAUUCUCAAUUUCGUUCUUCAUUUUUAUUUCUACAAGUGGCGUUAAUUAAUAUUGCCGAGUCAAAUAUAACAUUCAACAGAUUGCAGAAUAUAUUACUUUUAGAAGAGUACACAUGCCAUAUAUCAAAACCAAUUGUAAAAUCACAAGCUGUAGCCAUUGCUAACGGUACAUUCGUUUACGAAAAUUCUACUUUGUGCGCUAAAAAAUUAAAAAAUAUUAGAAAAAAAAAAAAAAUUGUAUCAUAUUUAAGAAGCAAAGUUGAAUUGGAAAAACUUAAUGAAUCGUCCCAAGAAACUGAAUAUGUUGAAGUACUUUCAACUAUUAAGUUCGGAGUAGCAAAAGGUGGAUUAAUAGGAAUUUGUGGACAUGUAGGAAGUGGAAAAUCUAGUCUUUUGCUUGCUGCUUUAGGACAAUUAAAAAUAAUGAACGGUUGUAUUUUGAGAGAAGGUUCUUGCGCUUAUGUUAGUCAACAGGCGUGGAUUGUUAAUGCAACUUUCAAAGAAAAUAUAUUGUUUGGAAAUCAAUUUGAUGCUAAACGAUAUUAUCAAACAUUAACAGUAUGCAAUUUAAAAGAAGAUUUGAAUAUGUUACCGGGUGGAGAUGAAACUGAGAUAGGAGAAAGAGGUAUAAAUCUUUCAGGAGGACAAAAGCAAAGAAUUGCUCUUGCUAGAGCACUUUAUGCUAAUCGAGAUAUAUAUUUUUUGGAUGAUCCAUUAAGUGCAGUAGAUACACAUGUGGGUUCUUAUAUUUUUAAAAAUUUAAUUCUCGGAGCGCUCAAAAAUAAAUGCGUGUUAUUUGUAACACAUCAAAUUCAAUUUUUAAAACAUUGUGAUCAAAUACUUGUAAUGCAUAAAGGAAGAAUUGUAGAACAAGGUACACAUGAUGAAUUGAUGCAAUUAAAUAAAGAAUAUGCUACAAUGGUAGAUAGUGCAUUAUUAAAAACGGAGAACCGAUUCAAACAAAUAAAGAUUCUAAUAAUGAUUCAAAGAGACAAACAAUAACUUGUAAUACAGAAGAUAAUGAUGAAUAUAUUGAAGCAUCAACAAAAAUAUAUGAAAAAGGUAUGUAUUGAAAAAAUUUAAAUUAUCAAUUUGUUACAUUUGAGUUUAUUAUUUAUAUUAGAAGCAAUCCUUACUACUCAAGAAAAGAUGGGAAUGGGUACUGUAAAAUCAUAUAUUUAUCAUAUAUACGUAAAAUCUGCGGGUGGUUAUUUUAUAGCGGUUUUGGUAUUUUUGACACUCUUCUUAAACAUUGGAAGUUCAGCAUUUAGUUCUUGGUGGUUAGCUAUAUGGAUUAAAGCUGGUAAUGGGAAUAUUAUUAAUUCCAAUAAUAAUAAAACUAUAUCAUCAAAUAAUUUAAAUGAUAAUCCUAAUUAUUCAUAUUAUCAAAAUAUUUAUAUUGGUUGCAUUGGAAUAAUUUUAUUAACAAGUUUAUUGCGUGGUUUGGUUAUUAUGUAUGCUACAAUAAAUGCUUCGACGACAUUACAUAACAAAGUUUUUAAGAAAAUAAUUAAAACAACAGUAACAUUUUUUGAAACAACUCCUAUUGGAAGAAUACAAAAUAUUUUUAGUCGAGAUAUUGAUGAAGUGGACAAUUAUAUACCAAUUUCUGUAGAAAACAUGAUACAAAAUAUAAUUACUUGCAGUUUUGCAAUUGUGUUUAUAUGUGCAAUAUUACCCUGGUAUUGUUUACCAUUAAUUAUCCUUGCUGCUAUUUUUUUUUAUAUUAGCAGGAUCUUUAGAGUAGCAAUGAGAGAUUUUAAGCGAAUGGAAAAUAUUUCACGAUCUCCUGUUUUAAGUUUCAUUACCACUACCAUUCAUGGUCUAAAUACUAUUCACGCAUUCCAAAAGGAAACAGCAUUUGUAAACAAAUUCGAAGAAUUAUUUGAUUUAAACAAUUUGUGUCUUUAUUUAUGUCAAUCUAUCAUGAGAUGGUCUGCUGUAAGACUUGAUAUUUUGGCAAUUGCUUCCUCUUCUAUUACUGCUUUUCUUGUAAUUGCACUUAAAAACCAAAUAUCUCCAGCCCUUGCUGGUUUAGCAAUGACAUAUGCUAUGCAAAUGACUGGCAUUUUUCAAUACACUGUAAGAUUAAUGGCGGAAAUAGAAACUCGUUUUAUAAGUGUUGAAAGAAUAAGCUAUUACUUGAAGACUUUACAAAAAGAAGAAAUUUCUGAGCAACAUCUCAUAGAUCUUCCAGAUCAAUGGCCUAUUGAUGGAGAAUUAGAAUUUUGUAAAGUCGAAUUAAAAUACAGAAAAGGUUUACCACCUGCAUUAAAUAAUAUUUCAUUUAUUAUUAAACCUGGUGAACAUAUAGGUAUUGUAGGACGAACAGGAGCAGGAAAAAGUUCUUUAAUCAUUGCUUUAUUUCGAUUAAUUGAAAUUUCUGCUGGAAAAAUUAAAAUUGAUGGUAUAGAUAUAGCAAAAAUAAAAUUAAAGUUAUUAAGAACUAAAUUAUCUAUAAUUCCUCAGGAUCCUGUCUUAUUUAAUGGAACUAUACGAUCAAAUUUAGAUCCUUUUAAGCAAUUUAGUGAUUCUGAAAUCUGGAGUGUUUUAGAAAAAACUCAAUUGAAAGAAAAAGUACAAGUUAUGCCUGGUCAAUUGGAUGCACCUAUUGAAGUUGAAGGAAAAAAUUUAAGUGUAGGCGAGCGACAAUUAUUUUGUCUAUCAAGAGCACUUUUGCGUAAUGCCAAAAUAUUAAUAUUAGAUGAAGCAACAGCUGCUGUUGAUCCAGAAACUGAAAUUGCUGUACAAAAUACAAUUCAAAAUGAAUUUUCAAAUACUACAAUAUUAACCAUAGCUCACCGUUUGAAGACUGUUAUUUCAUGUGAUCGCAUUAUUGUUAUGAAGAAUGGACAAAUAAUUGAAUUUGGCUUCACCAUUGCGAACAUAAUUCCUAUUAUGAUGUUGGGGCGUAAGCAGAGCCUCAAAGGGGAACCUGUGUUGGCUGAUUAUGGCCCAGAGGAGUCCCUCAAUGAGAGCGCUGAUAUAGAAUGGGUAAAUAAGUUAUGGGUGAGAAGGCUGAUGAGGUCUUGUGCUCUGGUAUCUUUAGCUUCUGUUUGCUUGAAUACUCCAAAAACUUUUGAAAAAGUUCCACCACUUCAAUAUUUUACCUUUAUUUGUGACUUAAUUAUUACAUUUUUGUUUACUGCUGAAAUGAUUGCCAAAAUGCAUAUAAGGGGUAUAUUGAAGAGGGAUAAAUCUUAUUUAAAAGAUCAUUGGUGCCAAUUUGAUGGAAGCAUGGUCAUCUUUCUUUGGUUAUCUAUAAUAUUACAAAUGUUUGAGAUGCUAGGUUUUGCUUUAGAACUUAGUUACGUCUCAAUAUUACGCGCGCCACGUCCAUUAAUUAUGAUACGUUUUUUACGAGUUUUUCUAAAGUUUUCUAUGCCAAAAGCUAGAAUUAAUCAAAUUUUCAAGCGUUCAAGUCAACAGAUAUAUAAUGUAACUCUUUUCUUUCUUUUCUUCAUGUCUCUUUAUGGUCUUUUAGGCGUUCAGUUUUUUGGUGAAUUAAAAAAUCAUUGUGUUCUUAAUACUACUAUAGAUCCAACAAAUAUAACUAUAAAUAGUUUAGCCAUUCCUGAUACUUUUUGUUCUACUGAUCCUGAAUCAGGAUACCAAUGUCCAGAGGGAAUGACUUGUAUGAAACUUCAGUUAUCAAAAUAUAUUAUGGGUUUCAAUGGAUUUGAUGAAUUUGCUACAAGUAUUUUUACAGUCUAUCAAGCUGCAUCACAAGAAGGAUGGGUUUUUAUUAUGUAUCGCGCAAUAGAUAGUUUGCCUGCUUGGCGUGCAGUUCUUUAUUUUAGUACAAUGAUAUUUUUCUUAGCAUGGCUCGUAAAGAAUGUUUUCAUAGCAGUUAUCACAGAAACUUUUAAUGAAAUUCGAGUUCAGUUUCAACAAAUGUGGGGUGUUAGAGGACAUAUCAGCAAUAACACAGCAUCACAAAUAUUAACUGGCGAUGACAAUAGUUGGAAAUUGGUAACCUUAGAUGAAAAUAAACACGGAGGUUUAGCUUCUCCUAUAUGUCAUGCUAUUCUCAGGUCUCCUCAUUUUCGUAUGGUGGUAAUGUUUAUAAUUUUGGCAAAUGGUAUUACCACUGCGACUAUGAGCUUCAAACAUGAUGAGAAGCCAAGGCAUACAUAUUAUGAUAAUUAUUAUUAUGCUGAGAUUGCAUUUACAAUAUUUUUAGAUUUGGAAACAUUGUUUAAAAUCUGGUGUCUCGGAUUUCGCAGUUAUUAUAAGCAUUCGAUUCAUAAAUUUGAAUUAUUAUUAGCAAUUGGUACAACCAUACAUAUUAUUCCGUUUUUCUAUCUUUCUGGAUUCACAUAUUUUCAGGUUCUUAGAGUAGUUAGACUUAUCAAGGCAUCACCAAUGCUUGAAGAUUUUGUAUACAAAAUAUUUGGUCCUGGGAAAAAAUUAGGAAGCCUCAUUAUUUUUACUAUGUGUCUAUUAGUCAUAUCAUCGAGUAUUUCUAUGCAAUUAUUUUGUUUUCUUCGCAAUUUCACAAAAUUUGAAACAUUUCCAGAGGCAUUUAUGUCCAUGUUUCAAAUCUUAACACAAGAAGCUUGGGUAGAUGUUAUGGAUGAAACAAUGUUAAGAACACAUGAAACAAUGGCUCCUCUUGUUGCUAUGUAUUUUAUUUUAUACCAUCUUUUUGUUACAUUGAUUGUGUUAAGUUUAUUUGUCGCUGUAAUUUUGGAUAAUCUUGAAUUGGAUGAAGACAUUAAGAAACUGAAACAAUUAAAAUUCCGUGAACAAAGUGCGGAAAUAAAAGAAACUUUACCAUUUAGAUUACGAAUAUUUGAGAAAUUUCCUGACAGUCCUCAAAUGACAUGUUUACAUAAAGUACCAUCAGAUUUUAAUCUUCCAAAAGUUCGUGAAAGUUUCAUGAGACAAUUUGUAUUUGAAAUGGAAAAUGAAGAAAAUGAAGGAGUAAAGAAAAUAAAUGAAACUUUUGAUUCAAAAAUGAUAUAUAGAAAACAACGUCCAGUAAAAAUUUUAAAUAAUCCACCUAAAGUAAGAAAUGUUGUUACCAGUCUUAAAAAAGCAGCUGUUAUUUAUAUUAUAAACGAUUCCAACAAUCAAAGAUUAUUAUUAGGUGAUUCUGCUAUGAUACCAGUACCAGGAAAAGGUCUUCUAAAACCACAAGGCACUGUCAGUAGCGCUAAACAACUUCGUUUUGAUCAAAAAAAGUCAAUUAGAAGAAGUGUUCGUAGUGGAUCGAUCAAACUAAAACAAACAUAUGAACAUUUGAUGGAAAAUGGUGAUAUUGGUGGAAUAAAUAGAGUUAGCUCUUCUCGCAGUAGACCGCAUGAUUUAGAUAUUAAACUAUUACAAGCUAAACGACAACAAGCCGAAAUGCGAAGAAAUCAACGCGAAGAAGAUUUACGUGAGAAUCAUCCCUUUUUUGAUACACCACUGUUCGCAGUACCGCGUGAGAGUAAAUUCCGUAAAAUUUGUCAGUCACUUGUUUAUGCAAGAUAUGAUACAAAUGUGAAAGAUCCUUUAACUGGAAAAGAAAGAAAAGUUCAAUAUAAAAGUUUACACAAUUUUCUUGGUUUGGUCACAUAUCUUGAUUGGGUAAUGAUUUUUGCUACUACUAUGUCUUGUAUUUCUAUGAUGUUUGAAACACCACGCUAUCGCGUAAUGGAAAUUCCAGCAUUACAAAUUGCAGAAUAUGGUUUUGUGAUAUUUAUGAGUAUUGAGUUAGCUCUAAAGAUUUUAGCAGAUGGACUAUUUUUCACACCAAAAGCCUAUAUUAAAGAUGUCGCUUCUGUUUUGGAUGUUUUUAUUUAUGUUGUUAGCCUUGUGUUUCUUUGUUGGAUGCCAAAAAGCGUACCACCAAAUUCAGGUGCACAACUUUUGAUGAUUUUACGUUGUGUUAGACCAUUAAGAAUCUUCACUCUUGUACCACACAUGAGAAAAGUUGUUUACGAAUUAUGUAGAGGAUUCAAAGAGAUUUUGUUGGUGUCUACUCUAUUGAUUUUACUGAUGUUUAUAUUUGCGAGUUAUGGUGUACAACUUUAUGGAGGUAGAUUAGCACGUUGUAAUGAUCCUACUAUUUUGAAACGAGAAGAUUGUGUUGGAGUAUUUAUGAGAAGAGUAUUUGUAACAAAAAUGAAAUUGCAACCAGGCGAAAACGAGAGUUAUCCAUCUAUAUUAGUACCACGUGUUUGGGCCAAUCCUAAAAGAUUUAAUUUUGACAAUAUUGGUGAUGCAUUAAUGGCACUUUUUGAAGUACUUUCUUUUAAAGGAUGGCUUGAUGUUAGAGAUGUUCUUAUUAAAGCUCUUGGUCCAGUUCAUGCUAUUUAUAUUCACAUUUAUAUUUUCCUGGGUUGUAUGAUUGGUUUAACUCUGUUUGUGGGUGUUGUCAUUGCUAAUUAUUCUGAAAAUAAAGGAACUGCUUUACUUACAGUUGAUCAAAGACGAUGGUGUGAUUUAAAAAAGCGAUUAAAAAUUGCACAACCAUUACAUUUACCACCUAGACCAGAUGGAAAGAAAUUUAGAGCAUUUAUCUAUGAUAUCACUCAGAAUAUCUAUUUUAAGAGAUUCAUUGCAGUUAUGGUGCUUAUAAACAGUUCUCUUCUAUGUGUCUCUUGGAGAAUCGAGGAAGAACACACGGAAGCACUCGCUACGGUGUCCACGAUUCUGACACUCAUCUUCCUCGUGGAAGUUAUUAUGAAAAAUAUUGCUUUUACACCACGUGGCUAUUGGCAGUCCAGAAGAAACAGAUAUGAUUUGCUCGUGACAGUUGUUGGUGUUAUUUGGAUCAUCAUUCAUUGUACAAUGAAGAACGACUUGUCGUACGUGAUCGGCUUUAUGGUUGUGAUUCUUAGAUUCUUUACAAUCACUGGCAAACAUACAACUCUCAAAAUGUUGAUGUUAACAGUUGGAGUAUCUGUUUGUAAAAGUUUUUUCAUUAUAUUUGGCAUGUUCCUUCUUGUUUUCUUUUAUGCGCUAGCUGGUACGAUUAUCUUUGGAACUGUAAAGUAUGGUGAAGGUAUAGGAAGGCGUGCCAAUUUUGAGUCACCUGUAACUGGCGUUGCAAUGCUCUUCCGUAUUGUCACAGGUGAAGACUGGAAUAAAAUAAUGCAUGAUUGCAUGAUACAACCACCGUAUUGUACUCCUGCUGCUAAUUAUUGGGAAACUGAUUGUGGCAACUUUCAUGCUUCUUUAAUAUAUUUUUGUACUUUCUAUGUCAUUAUUACUUAUAUCGUUUUAAAUCUUCUAGUUGCUAUUAUUAUGGAAAACUUUUCUUUAUUUUAUUCAAAUGAAGAAGAUGCUUUAUUAUCUUAUGCUGAUAUUAGAAACUUUCAAAAUACUUGGAAUGUUGUUGACAAUCAUCAAAAGGGUUUUAUACCUGUGAAACGGGUGAAAUUUAUUUUACGAUUAUUAAAAGGUAGAUUAGAGACUGAUCCACAGAAGGAUCGUCUUCUUUUUAAACAUAUGUGCUAUGAACUAGAAAAGUUGAAUAAUGGAGAAGAUGUUACUUUUCAUGAUGUUAUCAAUAUGUUAUCCUAUCGUUCAGUUGAUAUUCGAAAAGCUCUUCAGCUUGAAGAAUUAUUGGCGAGGGAAGAAUUUGAAUAUAUUAUUGAAGAAGAAGUUGCUAAACAAACAAUCAGAAAUUGGCUAGAAGGUUGUCUAAAAAAAAUUCGUGCAAGUGGGAAACAACAAAAUAGUCUUGUAGCAGGUCUCCGCGCUAAUACUGAACAGGUUCAACAGCAAGAACAUGUAGAAGAGAAAGGAAAAGAGACUGUCAAAGAAGAAGAAAUUGAAACAAAAGAUACUGAUGGAACUAGACAUAAAACAAAAAAACCAGUCGUUCUUCCAAGAUCUGAUAGCAUAGGUAGUGGAUCAGGAAGAAAGUAUUUAACUCCAACAUUAUCAGAUCCUGCUUCAAUUAGAUGUGAAAAGGAUAAAAAUGCGGUACCAAAGAAAAAAAAUAAUAGACCUCCACCGAUGCCGAAAAAUAAUUUGCCACAUCUCACAGAGAGCACUGAGCAAAGCAAACAGCGGGAAACAAUCAAUGCAAAAGCAAUCAUAUCAAAACCUUCCAAUAUUAUAUUAGAAGUUCGAGAAUGGUGGAAGGAACAGUUAGCAUAUAGCAGUGAAUCCAGUGAAGAUGAAGUUUAAAUAUUCAUUUGUAUUUUUCAUGAGUAUAAAUUAAAAA
Messenger RNA from Apis dorsata (giant honeybee), 9710 nucleotides. RefSeq names its product sodium leak channel non-selective protein (gene na). Gene Ontology annotation, biological process: monoatomic ion transport; transmembrane transport. The record is from RefSeq and is a predicted model, not a curated record. Gene Ontology annotation, molecular function: monoatomic cation channel activity; ATP binding; ATP hydrolysis activity. Gene Ontology annotation, cellular component: membrane. Lineage: Eukaryota; Metazoa; Arthropoda; Insecta; Hymenoptera; Apidae. The transcript has 52 exons.